UCUGGAAAUAGCUAUAUGAUACAGAAGUUUGUCAGUGCCUUGUUGGUUCAUUAAUUAGAGGCAUUCCAUACCCUGAGAUCCUUGGAAAGUCGAACCAUCUUUGGUUAAUGGCGUAGGUUUGGAAAAUUGUCUCUUGGUGCAAGUCAUAUCUGCUAAUGCCAAAAUAUUGCAGUUCCUUAACUUUUGUAUGACAUUCAAAUUUCUUAAUUUACAUCCAAAAUGCCAACACAAUCGGCAUCCAGGUGUGCGUCCGCACAUAUGCAUGUUACACCUCUUCGAGUAACUAAAAGAAGAUGCAUGCCAUGCAUGUUACAUCUCUUGGAGUAACUAGAAGAAGACGCAUUUUAGUUAUGAAGAAGGCUGUGGUGGUGACCUGCAAUUUUAAUUAGGAACUGAGGAAGCCAGCAUAACGGUAAUGACUCAAGAUAUGUCUGGUUCUGAUUCACACCAAAGACGGCAAGGCCUUUUAAAAGAUCAAGUUCGAUUGGUUAAGCGAAGGGAUUCUUCUUCUUACGAGAUUGUACCGAUUCAAAGUUCUUUGUCAUUUGAGAAGGGGUUCUUUAUAGUAAUCCGUGCGUGCCAGUUGUUGGCCCAAAAGAAUGACGGAAUAAUAUUAGUAGGAGUUGCGGGUCCUUCUGGGGCUGGAAAGACUAUAUUUACCGAAAAGAUUCUCAACUUUAUGCCCAGCGUUGCUGUCAUAUCAAUGGACAACUACAAUGAUGCCAGUCGAAUUGUCGAUGGAAACUUUGAUGAUCCACGCUUGACAGACUACGACACAUUGCUCCAGAAUGUCAAUGAUUUAAAAGCAGGGAAGCAGGUUGAGGUUCCAGUUUAUGACUUCAAGUCUAGUUCCCGGACAGGAUACAGGACAGUUGAAGUCCCAAGUUCCCGUAUUGUGAUCAUUGAGGGCAUCUAUGCUUUGAGUGAAAAGUUGCGACCUUUUCUGGAUUUACGAGUAUCAGUCACAGGUGGUGUUCACUUCGACCUUGUCAAAAGGGUUUUACGGGAUAUACAAAGAGCUGGGCAAGAACCAGAAGAAAUAAUCCAUCAAAUAUCUGAAACUGUAUAUCCAAUGUACAAGGCAUUUAUUGAGCCAGACCUUCAAACAGCACAUAUAAAAAUUAUCAACAAGUUUAACCCGUUUACUGGAUUUCAGAGCCCCACUUACAUUUUGAAGUCAGCAAAGAACUUGUCUGCGGAUCAAAUUAAGGCUGUUUUUUCUGAAGAUCUCACAGAAGCCAAGGAGGAGACCUAUGAUAUAUACCUUCUACCACCUGGUGAAGAUCCCGAAUCUUGCCAAUCAUAUCUGAGGAUGCGGGAUAAAGAUGGGAAAUAUAGUCUAAUGUUUGAGGAAUGGGUGACAGAUAACCCAUUUGUUAUAUCACCGAGAAUAACUUUUGAGGUCAGUGUGCGUCUUCUUGGUGGACUAAUGGCCUUGGGCUACACCAUUGCAACUAUCCUUAAAAGAAGCAGCCAUGUAUUCUCCAACGAUGGUGUAUGUGUAAAAAUUGAUUGGCUAGAGCAACUGAAUCGUCGAUAUAUUCAGGUGCAAGGAAAAGAUCGGGUAGUUGUAAGAUGUGUUGCUGAGCAGCUUGGCUUGGAAGGUUCAUACAUUCCUCGUACAUACAUUGAACAGAUUCAACUGGAAAAGCUUGUAAAUGAGGUCAUGGCUUUGCCAGAUGAUUUGAAGACGAGGCUUAGCCUAGAUGAGGAUCUUGUUUCAAGCCCCAAAGAAGCACUUUCCAGAGCCACUGCAGAUAGAGUUGCCAUGAGAAAUAAGAAUCUCAAGAGUGGUAUGUCACAGUCCUAUACAACCCAACGGGACAAAAGUACAUCUAGGCUCACCGGAUAUUCUUCCAGCAGUCAAAGGUUUGAUGAGAGAAACAGAGAGUCAUCAACAACGCUAGCAAGCCAGGGAGUAGUGACUCAGCUAUCAGAGCAAAUGUCUUUGCUGAAUGAUAGAAUGGAUGAGUUUACAAAUCGAAUCGAAGAGCUGAAUUCCAAGCUGACCGUGAAGAACUCUCCUAGCCAACAAAACAUGGCUCUGCAAGCUGAAAACUGCAAUGGCUCUGCUCCCACGUCUUACUUCAUUUCUGGCUUAGGCAACGGUUUGUUAACUGGGGCGAUAAUGCCUAAUUCCUCCUCUUCCUCACAGCUGACUAAGGAGUCUUCAGUAAUGGAAGAGAUGUCAAGCAUUGCGAGGGGGCAACGUCAAAUCAUGCAUCAGUUAGACAAUCUCAGCAAUCUUCUCCGGGACAGCAAUGGGGAAAGACCUCGCCCGGUAAAAACUAACAGCAGGAAGAACAUCGUAGCUCAACCCGAACCCUUGACGGUUCCUCUUGCAAUAACGCUGGCAGUUGGAGUUGUAGGAGUGAUCAUAUACAAGGUUCGUUGCAGUUCUACCCUUCUGGUCGGGAGACACUUAACGUAUAGAGAUGCAGGUGGAAGCAAAAGCAAAAGCUUUCUAGUUCUUAUAUCUGAGAGUUUGUAGAGAAGGGUGCCUUUGCAAUUUUGAAAUUUUGCGGGGCUAUUUUGAAAUUUGCUAGUUCUAACGUAUCCAAAGCAGAUAUGAAAAUAGAGAAAUUUCACUGUAAUCUAAUAUUGCAUUAUUUACAAUUACUUGCCAACUCGAAGUGGUCAUUACUUAUAAAUAAAUCCUUUUUAGCUUUCAAAUUCGAUUACAA
Pyrus x bretschneideri (Chinese white pear) is the source of this 2684-nucleotide messenger RNA. Its product is annotated as inorganic pyrophosphatase TTM2. The coding region runs from base 416 to 2491 and encodes 691 amino acids. The transcript is spliced from 13 exons. Gene Ontology annotation, cellular component: cytoplasm. Gene Ontology annotation, molecular function: ATP binding; kinase activity. The record is from RefSeq and is a predicted model, not a curated record. Lineage: Eukaryota; Viridiplantae; Streptophyta; Magnoliopsida; Rosales; Rosaceae.